AUGGCCCUCGUAUCCUACUCCGACUCCGAGAACUCUGACUCAGAACCCGAAACCCCCGUCGUUCCCCAACCAAAGACCCAAAAAGCCGCACCAGCCCAACAACAACCAUCCUCUGCGUCCACCACCGGCGCAAACUUCCCAUCCAUCGUCGAUCGCAGCAACCCGCGCAAAAUCCGCGUUGCCCUACCCGAAAUCAAACCCGAGAAACCAACCGAGGAAGACGCCGGCGACGAUGGACCCGCGCGCAAGAAACCCAGGAUAGGCGGCGGUGGCGGAGGGGGAUUGUUCUCGGACUUUAAUUCAUUCUUGCCCGCGCCGAAAAAGAAUACCGCGACCGCAGCGGCGGAGAAAGAGAAGAAUAAGAAGACGGCCGCGCCGGCGCGGAAAGUGUUCAGUUUGAAGACGGGAGCUACGCCGGGAUUUGAUCGCGAGGCGGAUGCGGAAAUGCGGAGGGAUCAGGCAUUGGGUUUAGGGACUGGUGAUUAUGACGAUGAUGAGACGAUACCAAAGGCCGGUAGCCUUGGGACGGAGGAAGCUGGCGAGUCGCCAAAUACGGCAGAGGACAACGGAGAGGAGGGUGUGAAGGAGAAGCCGGUGGAGGUGAAAUUGAAGGGCAAUCCUAUGAUGUUCAAGCCUUUGUCGGUGGGACGAACGCAGCAGAAGAAAAAGAAAGCGCCUCCCAAGACUACGACAACGACGACCACAAGUACGCCAUCCUUACCUGCUGCCGAUGGCCUGAAAGAACAAGCCCCUCCCGCUCAACCUACUCCGCCCCCUGCUGCUGCUGCCCCGAAACCAAAACCGAAAGUCAGUCUGUUCUCGCUAUCAUCGGCAGAGCCGGACGCCCCCUCUCCCUCAGCCCAAACAACCAGCGCCACCUACGAACCACUAGUAUACAGCGCCCCCUCAGAAGCUCCUGCCGCUGGGCCUUCGGCCCCAGAACCCCAGGAGUCAAACCUAGCGACGAGGCCUACCGAAACGUUGGACAACAUUGCCGACGAUCUCAAUCUGUCGCGUGCGCAAAGAAGGCAGCUAUUCGGUCGCAAUGCUGAUGCGUCCAAGUCCCGAAUCCUCCAUUUCAACACAGACAAAGAGUACAUCGCAAAUCAAGAGAUGGCGCACAACACGGAUCUUGCGGCUGUGCAACACAAUCCCGUGCGUCCGAUUGCGCCUGGUAAACACAGCUUGCAGCAGCUGGUCAACGCAGCGAGCAACCAGCGGGAGGCUCUGGAGGAGAGCUUUGCCUCUGGACGGCGGAACAAGCAGGAGGCUGGAUCCAAAUACGGAUGGUGA
Molecule: messenger RNA, 1293 nt
Organism: Aspergillus melleus
Lineage: Eukaryota; Fungi; Ascomycota; Eurotiomycetes; Eurotiales; Aspergillaceae
Product: PRCC domain-containing protein
Exons: 1
Coding region: 1-1293 (430 amino acids)
Cellular component (GO): nucleus
Source: RefSeq, a predicted model, not a curated record